Messenger RNA from Trichobilharzia szidati, 987 nucleotides. NCBI's taxonomy places the organism in Eukaryota, Metazoa, Platyhelminthes, Trematoda, Strigeidida, Schistosomatidae. The record is from the annotation of a GenBank genome assembly.
AAAACAAUGAAUAAAUCAAUAGGAGGAAUCCAGUCUUUCUUUAUAUGACUAAGACAAUGCUUAUAAGAGACGUUAUAAUACUAUAACUUGUACGUGCCUUUCAUAUCAUAAACAUGGUAUCUUCACUACUGGCUAAAGUUGGAACUUGUGUUGUUCAGUCUGCACUUGGUUCACAAACGGUAACUUUGGAUAGUUUUUGGCGGGAUCAGCCAUGUAUUAUCACAUUUUUUCGUCGUAUGGGAUGUAAAUUUUGUCGGCUGGAGGCUAAAAAUUUAAGUCAACUGAAACCUGCAUUAGAUGCACGUAAUAUUAAACUCAUUGGAAUUACAUUUGAUAAAGACGGUGUACAAGAAUUUCUUGAUGGACAUUAUUUUGAAGGAGAUCUUUACUUAGAUCUUGAUCGAAAGACGUACAAAGCAUUAGAGUAUAAAAAGGUAUCCGCAUGUUCUGGUCUUGCAACUUUAUUUUCAAAAGCUGGUCGAGCUUUGAAUGCUCAAGCAAAAGCUGCAAAAAUUCCUGGUAAUAUGUCAGGUGAUGGUUGGCAAACUGGUGGACUUCUUGUAGUUGAAAAAGGUGGUGAAGUUCUUUAUCAUUUUGAACAAAAACAAGUUGUAAAUCAUCCAGAUUAUAAGAAAAUUAUUGAUGUGUUAAAAAUCAAACCUCAAGAAGUACCAAAGUUUGCACCUGUUCUAUCAGAAGCCUGCGACGAUGCAUGUAGACGAUGAUACGAUGACACAAGUUGGGGGUGGGGGUGUAGACGGAGAAAAAAUUCUGGCUGCUUAACAAAGUUUUCUGUUUCUUUCCCUCUCUCUCUUUUUCUUUUUCCUGUAGCUUUUAUAUUCCCCUCUUAGUGAUCUGUUUCUUUUUUGUUUAAAUGAAUUAAAUACUUUCAAUGUUCAAUUUCAGGGAAAUUUGAUUUAAUUAAUAUUAUAUAUUAUUAUACUGAUGGUUUGAAUUAUGUUAUAUAUAUUUCAAGUAAUUGUCGAA